AUGGUGUCGUUGUUGACUCGGUAUUCACGAAAUAAUGGCGUGUAUUCCGAUCUCAAGAUCAACUGCGGAUCGUCAAGAUUUGACGUACAUCGUGUUAUUGUCUGUCCACAGUCAGCCUUUUUCACAAAGGCAAUGGAAGGCGGAUUUCAGGAAGCUAAAUCCAAUGAGAUUACUCUUCACGAUAAUCCUACAAUUGAGAUAUCGGCAACAACGGCACCCAGUGAGGAGAAGGAUUGUCCAUCUGUCCCACUCCAGGACGCAAAAGAAACCAAGGUGUCAGUAAAUGCCAAAAUGCAUGUCCUUGCGGAUAAAUAUGCGGUUGAGCGGCUUAAGGACCACUCUAAGGAAAAGUUAAAAGCAAAUCUUACACAUGAAUGGAACGACACAGAUUUUCUUUGGCUCAUCGAGUAUACAUAUGGGCCGCAUAGUCGUCCAAAUCCCGAAUUACGGGGUGUUAUUGUGACUUUCGCCGUCCAGCAUCUUUCUACCCUUGAUAAACUACCACAGUUCCAUCAGGUCCAUAAGGAAUUUUCAGAGUUUGGGUCUGAUCUUUUGACUCGGACGAUUGAAAGGGUGGUUCAACUGGAAAAAUAUAUUUAG
Messenger RNA from Aspergillus alliaceus, 600 nucleotides. Its product is annotated as BTB/POZ domain-containing protein. The transcript is spliced from 4 exons. The record is from RefSeq and is a predicted model, not a curated record. Bases 1 to 600 code for a protein of 199 amino acids. Gene Ontology annotation, molecular function: protein binding. NCBI's taxonomy places the organism in Eukaryota, Fungi, Ascomycota, Eurotiomycetes, Eurotiales, Aspergillaceae.